Belonocnema kinseyi is the source of this 3636-nucleotide messenger RNA. RefSeq lists its product as uncharacterized. Bases 572 to 3184 code for a protein of 870 amino acids. The transcript has 9 exons. Lineage: Eukaryota; Metazoa; Arthropoda; Insecta; Hymenoptera; Cynipidae. The record is from RefSeq and is a predicted model, not a curated record.
GUAUGGAAGCUGUGGUUAGAAAGCCAAUCCCGCGAUAGCUGUUUAGUUUAGCAUAGUCCAGUCCCGUGAUGUCGCUUGUCCGCGUGCCAGUGUUCAACGUGUACUCGACCGGUACCAGUUCGGUACCAGUUAGUCAGUGAUAAUCGAUCUUCCUUCGUGUCGGAUGUGUUUUCUUCGAUUCAGGUCGUUCGACCUCGACCUCUUGAUGGAAUAUUCAAUGUGAAUUGCUCGCUUGUUCCCAACUUCCCAUGUCCUCGAGAUCUCGAUCAAUGGACUUUCCUGUUACACCACUGCUGAACACAGCACGUUUGAACGAACACUCAUCGAGAGGCUAAAACGACUACGUGAUUUUCUCCUUCUCUCUCGGCUGAAGAUAUUCGAUUGGUAAUUCGCUUGACCGAUUACAUUGUUCAGCGGUAUGUGCUAAGUCGUGAGAAAGAAGCCUUCAAUCGAAGAUGGCUUGCAUUAUUCCAGAAUCCAGAAUUUUGAAUAAAACGCUUCUAAGAAAAUAAAAUCGGUUUGAAGAGAGCAGGAAACUGCUGAAUAAGAGAGGAGAGGAGAGAAGAAUAAAAUGGGACAAGCAUGGUGCAAAGAGAAGACUACCAAAGCUCAGGAUUCCAAAUCUCCUCUGGACAGGGUCUUCUUACGUUGUGCUCACAGGAUAUAUCCGAGCUUGAAGGAAGAGGGUUCUGUCUUGGGUGGUGCAACUCAGAGAGUCACGAGUUCUGAAAUAGGAUACGCGGGUUCACCACCAAGAGCAUUGUUGGCCAGAGGAUGCAGCAUAGAUUCAACAGACAGACCAUUUCAUCCAAGCGAAUGGGUGGACGUUAAUCUUGAAGUACCCAACACCCCAAGGGCAAGCACUGCACUCACGAAUUUAACCGUUAACACUAACCUAUAUUCAACUACGACCACGACUUCCAGCUGUCCAAAUUUGAUGGAGAACUCGGUACCUGUUCCUCCUCCGAGAAAAAGGAAGAGGAACAUAGGACGUCCUCUACCACCAAAGCCGGAUGACAUCACCGAGAAUAAUUUCCGGAUCGAGUCUCCGACGUCGAAAGAUGAACCUCUAUAUUCUUCGGUGAAAACGCCAAAGUCUAAAAGUAAUUACUUCGAUUCCGAAGUCUCCGAAACAGAUUCAAAGAGAAAGUUUGAUUCCUUGGAGGAUUCAAAAAGUGGAGGGAAAAAGUCAAAAGAAGUUUUUGAACACAUGGUGAAUGGCAGGGGUUGGAUAAUUCCUUAUGAGACAGCUUCCGGAGGAAGAAGCUUCGUCGAUCAAUGGAACUCCGGAAGCUCCGACUUCAGAACUGAUGGUAAACUUCAGAAAGAGGGUGAAUACGAGAGAUUCUCUAGGAGCCGAUCAAUUCAGGAAGCCUCGACUCCAAACCAUUUCAACAAAGAUUCUGCAUGGAAGCUUGACCAUAUAGCGGAAGCUUUCAAAAGACCAAAUAAUAGCAGCACGGUCAGCUUGCCGAAUUACAAUGAAUUUGAAAUUGCCAGAUGUGGUGGCGCACAUUCAGAAAAUGAGGAAUUGGAAGCAUUCCCUGCAAGACCUGCGCGAAAAUCGAUCACAGGAUCUUUACCUCGCGGGACCAUCUUCCCACAUCCAAAGGAUUUAAAUGAGAUCCAAUCGCAGGACACAGUGGACUUUGACGAUGCAAAGGACCAAGAAGAACCAACAGUAGAUGAAAAAUCCAUUUCCAAAGUCAAUACCUUUCCUGACUCCGGAGGCUCAGACUCCUUGGAGACUAUGAGAGAAUGUUUGAUAACUGGAGACGUAAUGAAGACUUCUACCCCGAUAAAAAAGUUGGUGGAUGAGGUUUCAAAAUUAUCCAGGAAAUUAGAAGAAUCAAGUUCCGCUGACUACAAACCUGCGCUCGACUUAUCUGUAAGUGGUCACGAAGAGAGAAAUAGGCACAUGGGAGAUGACUCGAGGAAUGGUUUAUUCUCAGAAGCAUCUCAUUUACGCAACGAAGUUUUUUACGAGGCUGAAGAAGAUUUUUCCCUACCGGAAGCAGGUAUCGAGACACGUUCCGCUGCCAGAAAUUCCGAUUCUGAAGCUAGGGAUCCGGGUAAGAUCUUGAAGCGAAGCUUGUCCAAUGAGAGCGAACCAUUCGACAGUUUUGAGGAGAAGGAACUUGCCCUCGAUCUUCAGCAAUCCCAAAUUCACAGAACAAUUUCUGAAGAGUCCUUACCUCGGGAGAUGUUGGAAGCUGUAGACAGUGAUCUGGAUAGAGCCGAUGAUGAUCGAGAAGAUGACUUCUUCGAGGAAAAAAUAGUCAAGAAUGUUCUAAACAACAUCACUAAGGAUUCCAGUGACACCAGUGGUAUCAAGGAAUUCCUCAAAACACCUCCACAAAGUCCAGAACCUAAAAUUAUGGCCGAAAUCCUUGGAAAUGAUCAUUCAACCUUACUUAAGGUUCUUCAAGAAGAAGCAGCUACUGCUGCUGAAAGUAAUCUAAGUUCCAUGACCCCUAGCCUCACAGAAUUAGAAGUUGCACUCUCAGAUAUGUUGGAGAAAAGAGACGAGCAAGAAGAUCUUGAAGAUCCUUUCAAUGGAGAGGAUUCUCUCUCGAGAGAAGAUUCUUUAGAGAAAACAGAAGAAGAUUUAAGAUCUAAGUCUACAGAGCCAAGGUCUCCAGAAAAGUUGAUCGAGCCUUGUAUUGUUCCAUUCGAAAAGGGGAGGAAGUUCCAGGAAAAAAAGGAUGAUUUCAAUUCUUGUAAAGAUUCAAAGUUGGAAGUCAGUAAGGAUUCUGGAUUUAAUGGUAACGACCCUGAUGUUUCGAAAGCCUCCCAGGAAAAGGUCAAGAUUGUGGCAGUAGAGUUGAAAGAUGGUUCAAUCAUAAAUAAUACUGAAAAUAAUAAAUCUCCUUUCGUACUGGACAAGGAAAUUUUAAACGAUUCAUCAAAGGGUAAUCUGAAGAGCUAUAAGAUUCUGGGUUUCUCCUUUGAUUCCAAGGAUUCUAAGGACGAAAAUCAUCUUGGAGAUGAGACACCUGAGAAGCCAAGUAGGAUGCACCGGAUCAAUUUGACAGAUUCGAUUGAGAAUGAUGAAGAUGCUCCUACACCUCCUCGGAGAAGACAUCGAAGUGGGUCGAGUAUUCUCAAGGAAAAUGUUUUUAGGGGUACGAAAAAUGGAAGCAGAGAGGAUGAUGAUCCUUAUGCGAAUGACAGGCUUAUUUAGUUUUUAUCACAGUUCAUUCUAGAUGAUCAGGUUGAUUCUGAAAGCUCAAAAUGACAUUUAUACAGAUUUUAGAAUCUUUAUUGGAUAUUUUCUCAUUUGAAUGUCGAGUGUCAGUUGUUCUGCCAUGUCCAAGUCAUGAUCCAUUUAAGAAUUAGAAACCUGACUGUUGGAAGAAAUUUACUACUUUUUUUUUAAAAGAAAAAUUAUUAAUUUCCGAGAAAAAUUUAAAGUAUUUGAAUCUAAAGAAACAAUUUUUAAAGAACAUAAAUUUUAGAACUAUAGAAUAUGGGAAGUUAUCUUCCAAACUGAUAUUUUAAAUUUUCUAAAAUAUUUUAUUUUGGUACGAGGAAGGUGCGAAUCUUCCAAAAGUGAGUUAAAAGUUUACUUUUUUUAUUUGAAAUUAUACUUUUAUAUUUUUUAUUGAGAAUUGAUCUUUUUGGCUUAAAACUUAA